AUGUCAGCUGUCGCAGUAGCGGUAAUGGAAACAGGGAUAUCGUCUGUUUGCACUAUGGGCACACCGGAGUGUGACGAAGAACUUUACCUCUUCCUGCGUUGCCUGCGAGUACACCAUCCGGAUAUCCCCGUCAUUGUGGGGUGCACAUCAGCCAUGCUCAAAGUAGGGGAAAACACGAAGAGUAAAGCUUACGCCGGAUUUUGUAAUGAUAGUCGCAUGGUAUGGAUACCGUGCUUGGACCCCUACGUGCCGAUCCAGCGGAGAGAAAUGGAGCGGCAGCCCGGUGUGUGGUACCCCUCACGGCACACGGACUUUAUGAUGGAGAAGGCGAACCUCAUGGAACAUGCCAUGAUGCUUCGAGAGGAACACGGCGGGGAAAACAUGGGGGCGGUAUUGUUUCUGGACUGUGAUGUUAUUUUGUUGAAUGAACUUCCGCGAAUUCCUUCCGGUACGGAAGUGGCGCUCUCACCUCAUCGAAUUUCUCCAAGGGAUGAGGCCCUUUUUGGACGCUACAAUGGUGGGUUUGUGGCUGCUGCGUCUCCUGCUCCUUUGCAUGAAUGGCGACGUGCGACGCGGCACUCACGUUUCUUUGAUCAGGCUUCCCUAGAGAAUGUUGCAAAGAAAUUCGCUUCCACUUUGUACGAGAUUCCCCCGCAGCACAAUUAUGGUUACUGGCGUUUCUUUCAAUCCUAUCGGAAGAAUCCGCUGCUGGAGGCGCGGCAGUUUUCCAUGAGACGCAUCGGUGCACAGGGUGAGUGGAUGCUGUGCUACGAAGGGAAACCACUAGGGUCUAUUCACACGCACUUUUUGGAUGCAAUCAAUCCACGUGCCCGUGACGUUUCUGUUUUCAAUGGACUCAUGAAGGAAUGGAUUCUGAAGUGCAUUCGGCCCACACCGCACGCCACCACGACUGCGCUAUGCUCCGGUGCGCUGGCAGCAGUGGCGGCAGGAAACCGUCGCUACAAGGAGUGUUUUGAUCUUUCCAUUCUCACAGAAACACGGUAA
Messenger RNA from Trypanosoma cruzi, 1005 nucleotides. RefSeq lists its product as uncharacterized. Lineage: Eukaryota; Euglenozoa; Kinetoplastea; Trypanosomatida; Trypanosomatidae. The coding region runs from base 1 to 1005 and encodes 334 amino acids. The transcript has a single exon. The record is from RefSeq and is a predicted model, not a curated record.